Molecule: messenger RNA, 1834 nt
Organism: Dendronephthya gigantea
Lineage: Eukaryota; Metazoa; Cnidaria; Anthozoa; Malacalcyonacea; Nephtheidae
Exons: 5
Coding region: 270-1664 (464 amino acids)
Molecular function (GO): protein binding
Source: RefSeq, a predicted model, not a curated record
CGCUUACUUGGAGCGACGCCGAGGUUCCGUUGACAUUAUUCUUGGAACGGUUCAAUCUGCCACAAAUUGUACAGAUUAGCGAAGGAGCGUAUGGAGCCACUGACGAAACAACACUGGGUCGAGGGCAGGAGCUCAAUCUUCACGCUCUAAAAGACACGCAAUAUUAUCUGGGAAUCACCGAUAUAGGGGAAGAGAUAUACAUCCCCUUAAACUCGCCCCACAAAGUCCAGGUUUUCGUGGAAAAGUGUUUGGAUGAUUGCAAUACUCCUAUGAGGGCAUGUUCAGUAUUUCCGAGUAAAUACACAUACGUUCGCUUACCAAACGGCAAUGGAACAAAGGGAGACGAGGAGGGGGAAAAAUUGAAAGCAUUGUAUUUCGACAAGGAUAAGAUGAAGUUAAUCUGCCUGGACAGUCGCGGUUGUGAAGUCACUUUGGGUUUGGAUCAGUUGAGCGAACUCAUUGUUACAGAAAAGCACAAGGAUGCUGUUUUCAUUGCUGAAGCACAUGACAAAUUUUCACUGCCUUUUACUGUGCAGUUUAUAAAGCAAAGCAGCUCGUCUGGGUACCUUCCAAGAGGUUUGAUACGGGUGAGAAAGAUUGUCUUAAAACAAACCGUCAUCGCAACGUCUCGUGACGUGGAAAGCCAGUCGAUAUUAACGUUUCCCAGCACGCUUGACGUGACUGUAUUCGCCCCGCUUGAGGCGACUGGCAGCCAUUCACAAUAUCGUAGUUUAUGUGAGGAUAUUAACAGCAAGAUGAAUCUGACAAAGGUGAAAGAAAACAUCGCAAAAAAUGAAGGGAUAUACGAUGACGUUGAAGCCGCCGUCACGGCUAUCCCAUAUGCAGAGUCAUUUUUCGGCAAACAACCUGCGGUUGAAGCUAGCCCCACCGAGGAGGAUGAAGAUUAUCCCUUGGACGAUGGAGGAUAUAUUGAUAUGGAGUCCCUAUUCCAAAAGAAGGACGAAGAUGAUGAGGCGUACGAAAAACCAGCUGAAGGAACGUGUAAGCUAGAAAGCCCUGUUGGCGGGAAGAAAAGUAGCACGGUUCCCAGAAACCCGAAGACUCCUUUUAAUGCAAAGUUUUCUACGUUGCCCGUUACAUCACGUUCUCCUGGUUUGCCAAAAAAAGAUGCCGCUGACAGCACAAGCCCCAUAACGUCGCCCAAAGGUACUGGGAAAGGCAAAGUAAUCGGUUUCAUUCAAACACUAUCGAGGAAAUUAAGCAGUAGCUCAGGGCUGUCAUACUCUACAACACCUCCGGCAGACACCGAAAAACGUCAGGAAGAGGCUGAUGAUGACAAUGGCGAUAGCGAUGAUGAUGAUUAUGAGCCUCCACCAGUCCCUAUUUCCCCUAUUUCCUCUAUUUCCCCUGUUUCCCCUGUUUCCCCUAUCGAUUACAACGACCGUUUUAAACAAACGCGCCAAAAGAUUAUCAAAUCCAGCCGCAAGACAGAGGAUUUGACAGUGCAUGAGAUCAAGACGUUACUGGAUGACCUAAACUUGGGACAGUAUAGCGAAGUUUUUGAGAAGGAACAAGUGGAUGGUAAAAUCUUAAAAGAGUUGGACAAGGAAAUCCUUCAGUCCCAUUUUAAGAUGACACCGUUUCAUGCUCACAAAUUGAUCAAAGCUAUCAGCGAAAACUGGCGACCCACGAUCACAGAUUGAAGGGGAAUUAAGGUUGCCGUUUAGGUUGGGACUUGUCAAGACAAUGAUGACAACACAAUAGGGACCUUAAGCAUGUAGGACGGCAACACGACCUUAAGCAUGUAGGACGGCAACACGACGACGACGUGGUUGGAAUACUCCUUUGAAUUAAUGUUAUGGCAAAGCGUUGU